Cladophialophora immunda is the source of this 841-nucleotide messenger RNA. RefSeq lists its product as uncharacterized. The coding region runs from base 399 to 728 and encodes 109 amino acids. Lineage: Eukaryota; Fungi; Ascomycota; Eurotiomycetes; Chaetothyriales; Herpotrichiellaceae. The transcript has 2 exons. The record is from RefSeq and is a predicted model, not a curated record.
AUUCUCUGUUCCCCAACUCAUCGUCCUCCCAACGACAACGACAUCCUCGGAGGACAGAAGGUGAGAUGGAAAGCAUGAAAUCCAGGAGGUCCCAGAUCCUCCCGCGGCUGCUAUUGUCGAAGCAACCCCGAUCUUGUUCCAUGAAUGAAUGAUCGAUCCGCCUGUGUCGUGUGCCUUGCAGAUGUGACUUCACAGUGACGUUGAAUGCCCCCGGGUGGACUCUCCGUGCCCAAUAGUGCUCGACAGAAAAGGCUGAGGCUGAGGCUGAAGGAAAUAUAGACCCCUCAAAGGCACGGGAUCUUUGUUGGUGUACUCUGUAUCGAACUCAUUGUGAACAGACCCAAGUUGAAGAGACACUUUGCAUCAACCUUAAGUCCCAACAUCUCUUACAUCUCAAGAUGCCUCGAGGAGCCGAAUUCGACGACGGAAAGCCUCAGUCAGACAACCCCAUCGAGGCCAGACACGACAUCGUCCAUGGAGGCUCGAAGUCCACAUCCGAAGCCGAGCUCUCUGGGCCGAAGAAGGCCGCGCCUCUACCGGAAGGCAUGGACGAGAUGAACGACCGCACCCUCAGCGGCGGAGCAGCCCCGGGACAUCAGAGUGGAAAAGGAGGGAAUGGGCCCAGGACAACAGGGGAGCAUACGGGACUCGGUGCACACAAGGGUUUGGGAACGGCUGAUCCGCAUCCCAUGGAUCUGAAGGAUGAUAAGCAGCCUGGAGGAAGCUGAAAAAGGUAGACAGUGUUGAUCACAGCCUGUCAGGAAAUUAGGGUUACAAAAUAGAAGCCGCUAUUGCCUCUCAAGUUAAUGCAUAGACACGAAAAACAAACACAAUGCUCUAA